Scylla paramamosain (green mud crab) is the source of this 681-nucleotide messenger RNA. RefSeq names its product probable glutamate receptor. Gene Ontology annotation, cellular component: membrane. The transcript is spliced from 4 exons. Gene Ontology annotation, molecular function: ligand-gated monoatomic ion channel activity. The record is from RefSeq and is a predicted model, not a curated record. Lineage: Eukaryota; Metazoa; Arthropoda; Malacostraca; Decapoda; Portunidae. Bases 70 to 612 code for a protein of 180 amino acids.
UCCAUCUUCUUCAUCUUCUUUUUCUUCUUUUUCUUCAUCAUCAUUUUCUUCUUCUUCUUCCCAUGAACUAUGCGAAAAUUUCACACAAACACCCAUAAAGAUCCAGUAACUGACACACGAAAUCCUUACAUGUACAGCAAAACCUUCCAACAACCCCAGCAGACAGGGAAACGAACACUCAGGGAACGACGACCCGGGAGGAGCUACAUGAUGACUUCGACGACCUCACCUUCACUCCGCGUGGCUGUCGCUGAGUGGGUGCCGUGGACGAAGGUGACGCAAGCAAACACCUCCCUCAGCAUUGCAGGACCCAUGGCGAAUCUUCUGUUUAUUCUUGCAAGCCGUCUUGGGUUCGAAUACAAGCUGGUGACAACGCCGGAUGGAGUCUGGGGCGCUCCGGACGCUAACGGCACGUGGAAUGGACUGCUGGGACUCUUACAGCGGCAGGAGGUGGAGGCGUCGCUUGGGCCUUUCGGGGUGACGCACCAGCGGGAGCAGGUGUGUGACUUCUCCUACCCCUUCCAUAGUGUCAACAUGGCCAUCCUCAUGAUCAGACCCACGAUGCAGAGUGACGUGGCUGGCUUCCUCCUGCCCUUCACCUACGUGGUAUGAUAAAGUGUCUUGCAUUACUAUCACUGCGAUAUGCGAGUUCAUUUCUCUUCUUUUUCCUCCUUCUCCUCU